AUGCUUUCUUAUACCUCAUGGGGAGCCCAUUCAUCUGUACUUCUCAAGAUCCACAAAUCCCUAAUUCUUUCCAAAAUAGAUUAUGGAUCUCCUCUAUUCUCGUCAGCAAUCCAAUCUCACCUAAAAAAGCUCGAAAAUAUUCACAACUCAGGAAUGCGCCUGGCAAUAGGCGCUUUCCGAUCCAGCCCAAUAGAUAGCAUAUCCAAUAUAGCAGGAAUACCCUCCCUAUCACUAAGAUGGGCCGAACAAAAAUCACUACUGGCAGCCAGAAUCCAUAGAUCUCCACAAGGAAUCUCCACAUCUCCCAAUAAUCUAUUCACAAAUUUACAAGACAAAUUGAACCUAGAUCAGAUCUUACCAUCAACUACUAGCCUUCAGCCAACUUGGACAAUCACCCUAGAUAUCAACCUCGAACUACAUCAGCUCCCCAAAAAGGACACAAAUCCUAAAAUAUAUAAAUAUCAUUUUAAUGAAAUCAUAGCCAAUGCCGAACCUCAUAUACAGAUAUACACAGACGCAUCUAUAACAAAUCAAAGAGUUGGGGCUGCAAUCAUAUGUGGUGACACCGAAAUCCAACUUAAACUAUCUGACAAAUGCUCAAUAUAUACCGCUGAAGCCAUGGCUAUACUAGAAGCAAUCAAAUAUUUCAUACAAUCCGUCGACGACAAACGCUGUAUUAUACUAAGCGAUUCACUCAGUGCAAUAACAAGCCUCAAAAAUAUAAAUAACCCUACCGAUAUAGCUAGAAACAUCCACAACCUUUGUCACAUUGCACAUUCUGCCGGGAAACACAUAUCCUUCAUGUGGAUUCCAGGACAUUGUAAUAUAACAGGUAAUGAAAAAGCUGACGAGGUCGCAAAACUUUCAUACACAUCACUUAAAGCUAUCAAUGUACCAGUUAAUGAAAAAAUAUUACUUGAACGUUCUACUCAAAUUAAACGACAACGAGUAGAGUCACUUCAAUCUCUGGAAAAACAAGCAAAAAAAAUGAAAAAAAUAUUUAAUAAAAAAUUUCCUGCUGCAUUAAUUGGUCAAACAGUGCGAGUGAAAAUUCCAGAUUUCGACCGAUGUAAAAUUGAUUCUUGCACAUUAUUGGCUAUAGUUGUUGAAAUUAUUGACGAAGAAUUUUAUCGAUUAGGAUCUAAAGCUGGUACAUUGAAUCAAUUAUUCACUAGAAAUCAAUUUACUUUAUGCGAAGAAAAAUUUAUUUCAAUAUCCGAUGUUCCAAAUACAACAACAAGCAUACGCCAAGCUGUUGCUCAACUUUCACUAUCAGGUGGGCAAGGAUUUUUGAGGUGA
Aphis gossypii (cotton aphid) is the source of this 1299-nucleotide messenger RNA. RefSeq lists its product as uncharacterized. Gene Ontology annotation, molecular function: RNA-DNA hybrid ribonuclease activity; nucleic acid binding. The coding region runs from base 1 to 1299 and encodes 432 amino acids. The record is from RefSeq and is a predicted model, not a curated record. Lineage: Eukaryota; Metazoa; Arthropoda; Insecta; Hemiptera; Aphididae. The transcript has 2 exons. Gene Ontology annotation, biological process: DNA replication, removal of RNA primer.